AUGGCAUCACAAUCCGUGGCAAAGGUGGCUCAAGCUGCUAAUCGUGUUAUUCCCGUUCACAAGAAAUACACCGUCCAAUCCACCGGUCUCUGGGAAACCAUCCGUCGCUUCCUCGCCGUCGAUCCGACCCGCUCCAACGGCGUACCCCUCAACCCCCAAUUCCGCAAUCCGCCUCCAGGAUCCAACGAGCCUUUUUCCUUCAUCGACCCCGUUACUCUCCCCGCGGGUGAUAUCGCCGAGAAUCCCUACUGGAAGCGCGAUUCCCGUCGCUCGUAUCCGCAGCUGAGUUUCGUGGCCCAGAGUGACGUGGUGGGUUUGUUGAGUGUAGGGAGUGAGGCUGCGCCGCGCAAGGAGUUGGUUGGGGAGACCGGGGUGAAGGAGUUGGUUAGGAUACCCAUGCCGAACUUUCAAAUAAGUAAAGAAGAAGAAGAAGAUGUCGACAAGAUGAUCGGAUGA
Molecule: messenger RNA, 456 nt
Organism: Botrytis fragariae
Lineage: Eukaryota; Fungi; Ascomycota; Leotiomycetes; Helotiales; Sclerotiniaceae
Product: putative nadh-ubiquinone oxidoreductase kda subunit protein
Exons: 3
Coding region: 1-456 (151 amino acids)
Source: RefSeq, a predicted model, not a curated record